UCGAUAAAGUGAACCUGAACAAUUUUCUCAAGAUCACAAAAACAUCGAGUUGAAAACGAAGGCAUGGGAAGAAUCCACAAUGUAAUUUAAUUUAUGUUUUGAACUUUAAUCAUCGAGCCCGUUGAACUUUGGGGAAGGUAAAUUCAGAGUCAUGUCCAAAGUUAAUACGAUUAAUGGGAAUUUUCCAAUUAGAAACUUAAUUUGGAAGUGUCAUCGAUGGCUGUCAAUCGAAACAAUCAAGGAGGGCUUGUACUUGGUAUAAAAGGAAGACGCUUUCUCAACUCUGCCUAGUCAUUCUUCCUAGGCUCUAAGGGUAUUUCGUUUCCAUUGGUUACUAACGGACUAGCGAUGAGAUAUUUUUCGUCACUCCUUUUGAUCAUUACCAUCGUGAUUCUCUCCGACUAUGUACAAUGGAGUGCAGCAUGUAGAUGGUGCCAAGGUGAAGAAUGUAACGUUGCUCCUCCAACGGCUUGCCCCUUCGGAGAAUACAUCAACAGGUGCAGAAGGAGGGCCUGUUUGAAGGGACCUGGAGAAAAAUGUGGAGGACCUACACGCAACUCUUUCGGAGAUUGUGCUACUGGCCUCUACUGUGCGUCCGAAGGCAGAUGCUAUGGCUGUUUCUUGGGCAACCUUGACUGUUAUCCUCCACAGCCAGAAAGAAAGAUUACUCAGUAUUAAAUUGGCCAUUUAGCCACAUUGUAUUUGGCUGCUCUAAUUACCUCAAAACGAUGAUUUUCACACUCAGAUCGCCUGGUUGUAUAUACUCACUUAUUUAUUUCCAUUAUAUAUUUAUAAUCACAAAGAUUCACGACAAAUAAAAUUCAAAAAUUUC
Molecule: messenger RNA, 832 nt
Organism: Coccinella septempunctata (seven-spotted ladybird)
Lineage: Eukaryota; Metazoa; Arthropoda; Insecta; Coleoptera; Coccinellidae
Product: neuroparsin-A-like
Exons: 5
Coding region: 349-678 (109 amino acids)
Source: RefSeq, a predicted model, not a curated record